Molecule: messenger RNA, 7429 nt
Organism: Homo sapiens (human)
Lineage: Eukaryota; Metazoa; Chordata; Mammalia; Primates; Hominidae
Gene: NETO2
Product: neuropilin and tolloid like 2
Exons: 9
Coding region: 334-1911 (525 amino acids)
Biological process (GO): neurotransmitter receptor localization to postsynaptic specialization membrane; regulation of neurotransmitter receptor localization to postsynaptic specialization membrane
Cellular component (GO): postsynaptic density; glutamatergic synapse; postsynaptic density membrane
Molecular function (GO): ionotropic glutamate receptor binding
Source: RefSeq, marked reviewed
ACUUCAGUGGAUCCCGCGCCGGGGCCGCGGGCGGAGCUGCCUGCCGGUCCCGCGCCGCGCGUCCGCACUCCUCGGCCCUCGGGCGGUCGAUGGGACGGGGCGCCGCGGAGCAGGAGGCGGCGCCCGUCGGGGUGCUCGGGCCGCGCGGGAGCCCACUGUGGGGCUCGGGCAUGGCGGGCCGCAGGACCUGAGCUCUCCUCAGGGGAGCGGGGAGGCAGCUGCUGGCCGGCGAUGGGGACGGAGUGGGGCCGUCGCCGCCGCGCCGAGCCGUGAGCGCCGAGCCACCGCCGCCGCUACCUCAGCCCUUCGCGAAGCGCCGGGCAGCUCGGGAACAUGGCCCUGGAGCGGCUCUGCUCGGUCCUCAAAGUGUUGUUAAUAACAGUACUGGUAGUGGAAGGGAUUGCCGUGGCCCAAAAAACCCAAGAUGGACAAAAUAUUGGAAUCAAGCAUAUUCCUGCAACCCAGUGUGGCAUUUGGGUUCGAACCAGCAAUGGAGGUCAUUUUGCUUCGCCAAAUUAUCCUGACUCAUAUCCACCAAACAAGGAGUGUAUCUACAUUUUGGAAGCUGCUCCACGUCAAAGAAUAGAGUUGACCUUUGAUGAACAUUAUUAUAUAGAACCAUCAUUUGAGUGUCGGUUUGAUCACUUGGAAGUUCGAGAUGGGCCAUUUGGUUUCUCUCCUCUUAUAGAUCGUUACUGUGGCGUGAAAAGCCCUCCAUUAAUUAGAUCAACAGGGAGAUUCAUGUGGAUUAAGUUUAGUUCUGAUGAAGAGCUUGAAGGACUGGGAUUUCGAGCAAAAUAUUCAUUUAUUCCAGAUCCAGACUUUACUUACCUAGGAGGUAUUUUAAAUCCCAUUCCAGAUUGUCAGUUCGAGCUCUCGGGAGCUGAUGGAAUAGUGCGCUCUAGUCAGGUAGAACAAGAGGAGAAAACAAAACCAGGCCAAGCCGUUGAUUGCAUCUGGACCAUUAAAGCCACUCCAAAAGCUAAGAUUUAUUUGAGGUUCCUAGAUUAUCAAAUGGAGCACUCAAAUGAAUGCAAGAGAAACUUCGUUGCAGUCUAUGAUGGAAGCAGUUCUAUUGAAAACCUGAAGGCCAAGUUUUGCAGCACUGUGGCCAAUGAUGUAAUGCUUAAAACAGGAAUUGGAGUGAUUCGAAUGUGGGCAGAUGAAGGUAGUCGGCUUAGCAGGUUUCGAAUGCUCUUUACUUCCUUUGUGGAGCCUCCCUGCACAAGCAGCACUUUCUUUUGCCAUAGCAACAUGUGCAUCAAUAAUUCUUUAGUCUGUAAUGGUGUCCAAAAUUGUGCAUACCCUUGGGAUGAAAAUCAUUGUAAAGAAAAGAAAAAAGCAGGAGUAUUUGAACAAAUCACUAAGACUCAUGGAACAAUUAUUGGCAUUACUUCAGGGAUUGUCUUGGUCCUUCUCAUUAUUUCUAUUUUAGUACAAGUGAAACAGCCUCGAAAAAAGGUCAUGGCUUGCAAAACCGCUUUUAAUAAAACCGGGUUCCAAGAAGUGUUUGAUCCUCCUCAUUAUGAACUGUUUUCACUAAGGGACAAAGAGAUUUCUGCAGACCUGGCAGACUUGUCGGAAGAAUUGGACAACUACCAGAAGAUGCGGCGCUCCUCCACCGCCUCCCGCUGCAUCCACGACCACCACUGUGGGUCGCAGGCCUCCAGCGUCAAACAAAGCAGGACCAACCUCAGUUCCAUGGAACUUCCUUUCCGAAAUGACUUUGCACAACCACAGCCAAUGAAAACAUUUAAUAGCACCUUCAAGAAAAGUAGUUACACUUUCAAACAGGGACAUGAGUGCCCUGAGCAGGCCCUGGAAGACCGAGUAAUGGAGGAGAUUCCCUGUGAAAUUUAUGUCAGGGGGCGAGAAGAUUCUGCACAAGCAUCCAUAUCCAUUGACUUCUAAUCUUCUGCUAAUGGUGAUGUGAAUUCUUAGGGUGUGUACGUACGCAGCCUCCAGGGCACCAUACUGUUUCCAGCAGCCAACCCUUUUCUCCCAUCACAACUACGAAGACCUUGAUUUACCGUUAACCUAUUGUAUGGUGAUGUUUUUAUUCUCUCAGGCAGUCUAUAUAUGUUAAACCAAUCAAGGAACUUACUCUAUUCAGUGGAAACAAUAAUCAUCUCUAUUGCUUGGUGUCAUUUAUAGGAAGCACUGCCAGUUAAAGAGCAUUAGAAGAGGUGGUUGGAUGGAGCCAGGCUCAGGCUGCCUCUUCGUUUUAGCAACAAGAAGACUGCUCUUGACUGAUAACAGCUCUGUCAAUAUUUUGAUGCCACAAUAAACUUGAUUUUUCUUUACAUUCCUUUUAUUUUUCCUUUCUCUAAAUUUAAUUUGUUUUAUAAGCCUAUCGUUUUACCAUUUCAUUUUCUUACAUAAGUACAAGUGGUUAAUGUACCACAUACUUCAGUAUAGGCAUUUGUUCUUGAGUGUGUCAAAAUACAGCUAGUUACUGUGCCAAUUAAGACCCAGUUGUAUUUCACCCAUCUGUUUCUUCUUGGCUAAUCUCUGUACUUCUGCCUUUUAAUUACUGGGCCCUUAUUCCUUAUUUUCUGUGAGAAAUAAUAGAUGAUAUGAUUUAUUACCUUUCAAUUAUAUUUUUCUCAGUUAUACUAGAAAAUUUCAUAAUCCUGGGAUAUAUGUACCAUUGUCAGCUAUGACUAAAAAUUUGAAAAAGAUAAAAAUUUCUAGCAAGCCUUUGAAGUUUACCAAGUAUAGUCACAUUCAGUGACAGCCCAUUCAUUCCAGUAAAGAAUCAUUUCAUUCACUUUGGGAGAGGCCUAUAAUUACAUUUAUUUGCAAUGUUUCUCUUCGCUAGAUUGUUACAUAGCUCCCAUUCUGUUGGUUUUGCUUACAGCAUAUGGUAACCAAGGUUAGAUGCCAGUUAAAAUUCCUUAGAAAUUGGAUGAGCCUUGAGAUUGCUUCUUAACUGGGACAUGACAUUUUUCUAGCUCUUAUCAAGAAUAACAACUUCCACUUUUUUUUAAACUGCACUUUUGACUUUUUUUAUGGUAUAAAAACAAUAAUUUAUAAACAUAAAAGCUCAUUGUGUUUUUUAGACUUUUGAUAUUAUUUGAUACUGUACAAACUUUAUUAAAUCAAGAUGAAAGACCUACAGGACAGAUUCCUUUCAGUGUUCACAUCAGUGGCUUUGUAUGCAAAUAUGCUGUGUUGGACCUGGACGCUAUAACUUAUUGUAAAGACCUUGGAAAUGUGGACAUAAGCUCUUUCUUUCCUUUUGUUACUGUAUUUAGUUUGUGAUAAAUUUUUCACUGUGUGAUAUUUAUGCUCUAAAUCACUACACAAAUCCCAUAUUAAAAUAUACAUUGUACCUGACCCUUUAAUCAUGUUAUUUAUGCCACCAAGGUUGUGGAUCUUAAGGUAUGUAUGGAAAGGAACUCAUUUAUCAAAUUGUAAGUAAUACAGACAUGCCAUUUAAAAGAGGUAAAUUCUUGUUUUCUAUAUUUUGUUAGUAAAUUCUCAAUGAAAUAAGUUGAAGUUUCACUGGAUUUCAUUAACUUUUAAAUAUUACAUAUAUGUGUUUUCUCAGAUUAGUGAAAAUUGUGACCUUAAAUUUAAUACACAUAUACUGCCUCAGAGUGCUUUCUUGUAUCAAAAUUUUUGUUUUUUAAAAAAGUAGAUAAUAUUUAGGAGACAGAAAAACCUAUACAUAAUGUAUUCAUGAUUUAAAUUUUUUUAAGUCAGCCUAGUUUCUUGUUUUAAAAAUAUAACGUGGAAACAUGAAAAGACUUGAUGCAUAUAAUAUUCAAUGAACUAAUACCAGAGACAGCUAAGUUUUUUCAGUAGUUAUGCUGAAUAAGCAUUUUAGUAGGUAACUUACACCAGCUAACAUUUGAACAGCAUAAUAAAUACUUAAUAUAACAACAACUAUGAUCUUAUGAUGAUAAAAGGGAAGUUAGCAUAUUUUCUAUGUAAAAUUAUUCAUUUUUUAAAAUAGCUGUUAAACCUAUAUUUAAUCUUUAGAUUAUAAUAGCAAAUAAUACAGUAUGCUAAACUAUAGUCACUUGUAACUACAUUUUUGUUUUUGAAAUUUGAUUUCUAUUUAUAAGGUCUUGAAGAGGCCUACAAAAUACAGAGCCUUUAAAGAAGACAUAACAGUAAAAUAGAAGUACACAGUUUUAUACGAGUCAAUGUAGCAAGUAACAUUUAGACAGUAAGUUUGGUUCUGAAUUUUCUGGCUGCUAAAACACUUUUUGCUUUUCACAGUAAAAAAACUUAUGUGCAGAGGCUAAUUUCCUCUUGAACUACAGCAUGAGGGUCUGUAUAUAGGAACAUUUCUUCAGAAUGUAAAAAAGAUGCAAAAUGGAGACAGAGGUUAUAAUGGUGCUUCUUAACCCAGUGAAGGCACAACUUAAUGUCGUCUAGGAACAUUGGUUUAGGGUCAGUCUGUAUUUUCAGGGAUAGAACUAAAGAACCAGAUGAUCAAUAGCUAAGCCAGCCUUAGCCUGUCACAUGUUAUACACCUUCAUUGAAUCAUAGAUGGGCAUUAGAUCUCAUUUAUUUAUUAAACUUCUCUAUGCUUUUGGAAGAGGUAAGAAUGGAACUAAUAAAUCUUAGGCAUUAUUGCCAGAAUAAUGCUAAUUGCUGUAUAUACAGCCUUUAAUCUUUGAGAUCAGUGAGAAAACUUUAUAAAUUGCUUACUAAAAUGAAAGCCAUAAAAUUUAAUAACAGAAGACAUGAAAUUUAGCAAUCUUGUGGAAUUCAUUACACAGUAUUAACUGUCACGCAGGGUACCCCACACAGUGUCCCAGUGUUGAACACAAAAUGCAAAUCUGGAAGGGAUAAAUAUCUUCAAUUCAGAAACAGCAUUAAGUAUACCUGUAUAAUACUGUCACCAUUAUCUUCCAUCUGCAAUUCACCGCAUCAUCCCCCAAAUGCCCACAGAUCUAUUGCAGGAAACCUACUAAUCCCAACAUCUAAAGCAUGUAGGAAUAAGAUGUGAUAUUCCUUUUGUGUGUGGGGAGAGUGUCAAUCUAAACGUUUAACAAAAGGCAAAGAAUGUUCACAUUUCACAUCACAAAAGAGAUUUCAAAGACUCCUUUAACCCGACAGCGCUUAUGUCAGUGUCUUUGUCAUGUUUCAUAGAAUUGUUAGACUUUAAAAGAACCUCCUGAAAGUCUGCCUCUGAACAUUUGUAUGGUUCUGCCAAUGUCUGAUGAGAAGAAUGCUUCCCUGUUUGAGGAGUGUGUUCACUGAUGAGAGGGGACGGGAGAAGCCUGGUUGUGAUUUCAGGAAUAAUUCUCAAAGGAGAUUAUACUCUUAUUGCAAAAUGGGGUCUGCUAUAUAUUGUUCAUGUCACUUUAUUGCAAGUGACAUGAAUUAUAUGACAUUAAAAAUAAUAUGCCUUGAAUCACACUGAUUAGACCCAGAAGGAUCAUUGAGUUUUUGGUGGUUUUAAAGAUCCAAGAAAGACCUAUCUAGCCCAAGUGUAUGAAUGAGAAGACUGAAGCCCACAGAAGUGAACUCAGCACCAGUGUCUCAAGAACCCCAGUACUCUGGUUUUUUUCUUUUUUGAGACGGAGUCUCGCUCUGUCGCCCAGGCUGGAGUGCAGUGGCGCGAUCUCGGCUCACUGCAAGCUCCGCCUCCCGGGUUCACGCUAUUCUCCUGCCUCAGUCUCCCAAGUAGCUGGGACUACAGGCGCCCGACACCAUGCCCGGCUAAUUUCUUGUAUUUUUAGUAGAGACGGGGUUUCACCGUGUUAGCCAGGAUAGUCUCAAUCUCCUGACCUCGUGAUCCACCCGCCUCGGCCUCCCAAAGUGCUGGGAUUACAGGCGUGAGCCACCGCGCCUGGCCUUCUGUUUUUGUUUUUCUGUUUUUUUGUUUUUUGAGACAGAGUCUCGCUCUGUCACCCAGGCUAGAGUGCAGUGGCGUGAUCUCGGCUCACUGCAAGCUCCGCCUCCCGGGUUCAUGCCAUUCUCCUGUCUCAGCCUCUCGAGUAGCUGGGACUACAGGCGCCCGCCACCAUGCCCGGCUAAUUUUUUGUAUUUUUAGUAGAGACGGGGUUUCACCAUGUUAGCCAGGAUGGUCUCGAUCUCCUGACCUCGUGAUCCGCCCGCCUCGGCCUCCCAAAGUGCUGGGAUUACAGGAGUGAGCCAAGGCGCCCAGCCCAGCUGUACGUUUUAAAAGUCAAGCACUUCUGUUUAGCAGCCCAUGUAAGCUUGUCAAUCAUUCUGAAUUGAAAUGUAAUUUAUUCUGUAAUUUCUUCAAUGCAUUAUAUUUCCCCUUUUCUUUAAAUGUAUGUAACAUUGUGUUCUACAGUUUUGCUGCCAUGAUUCCUUGGCACCGUGAAUUCUUACUAAGCAAUGUUUGUUAACAGUAUACAGGCUCGAUACUAGGCAGGAAGAGCUCCUGUGUUCUUGCUUUUUUGAUCUUUUUUAAAUCUAAAGGAGACGUGUAUUCUAGAAAUUAAAUAUUUGUGUGCCAUAUCUCUUGAGUUUUGGAGAAUGAUUGGAGUUUGAGUUACUGUAAAUAACAAGAUUAUCUUGGAUAUUUUAGUUUUCUGCAAAAUCACUUAUGUUUUAUAUACCUCUGCUAAUAAUUCAAAACUCUGAAUUUGCUUUACUUUAACUUUUUAAAAAUGUAUUUUUGCAAUUGGUUUAAUGACUACCAAAGCCUAAAAAGCUAAUGACUAGGGUGCAUGUUUAGUAUGCACUGUCUAGUGUAAGCUUUUUAAAAGCAGUAGAUUUUUAUUAGAGAUGAACUUCCAGGCCAUAUGAGAAUAUGCUUAAUCCUAGAUUUGGCAUUUUAUAGAAAAGAAUUUUGACUCUUGAACUAGAAUUAAAAACUUGUUCUGAUUUCCUUGCUUGCCUCAAUUUCUAAAGUCUAGAAGUGGCAAAUAAUUUAGAUCACUUAUACCAACAGAAUCUGUAUUUCCUUCCGGGGCAAAGUUGGCAUUUCCUAUCCACUAGCUUCCAAAAUACAAUAAUCCUAGUUAUGAUAAGGGCAACUUUAUUUUAUUACACUUAGAACCAUUUUAUGUUUUCAAAUUCAUUAAUCUUCAAGUGAAGAUGAACUAAAGAAAAAAAUGCGUUUUGUCCCAGGUUGCCUGCAGGUUGCAGUCUGCUGCAUCCGGUCACUGAAGAGGCAGUGAGGACUGUCACAGAGUGGGCUGGAGAGCCAAGCUGUUCUUUCGGGGUGCACAGUGCACCAGCCAUAACACAGCUUAGAAACAUGGAUGAGUAUACCUCAAGACAGGUGAACACGGAGUGGGGAGCAAAAGAAGGCAGAAACUCCUCUGAGUUUCACAAGCAUCAGGCACAGAUCAGGGCACAGAGGAAGAAGAAAGAAGGUUUACCACUGGUCUGUCUCUGUAAAUUGUUACAGAGCAAUUUUACUUUGUGUUAUUUAGGAUCAAGAAACAAGUGUUAUUUAAAAGUUCUCUUACCCUCCAACCUUUGUCAUACU